ACCCAAUAGAAGAAGACGAAGAAGAAGGAGCACCAAUAGCCAGAGACCCAAACGGGAAGUGAUAUUCAACCAGGAUGAACGGGACAACGUGAAUGUCAACUAGUGUUUUAUAAACUGAAUUUAACCGUCAUAAUGAAGAAAUCGUCUACCUCUUUUGUAUUUUAGUAAUUGUAGCUCCAUAUUGCAUAAUAUAGCGUCUGUAACUAAACUAUUUAUUUGUUCAACGUCUAAAUUUCGAGGCAUAUAGUAACAAUGUUGCCGGCUAAUAGGUUGUGGUUGUCUGAAGCAGCUCUUGGAAUGUUGCAAAGCCUUCGAUAUUACUGCCAGGAGACACCCAGAAAGCUCCGAAUAUGCGAGGCAAUCUCAAAUUUAGAAGUGGGAACAAAAAUCAAAGUGCAGGGCUGGGUUCGCUCUGUGAGACCCCAGAAGGAGAAUCUGUUCCUCCAUGUGAAUGACGGGAGCUCCCUUCAGUCUCUACAGGUAGUGGCCAGCUCAGAGCUCAACCACAGACUGCUGACGUUUGGGAGUGCUGUGGAGAUCUCAGGAAGCCUGGUCACGAGUCCCAGCCGCAAGCAGGACGUGGAACUGCAGGCUGACCAGAUAGAUGUGGUUGGAGAAUGUAACCCUGUGGACUUCCCCUUUAAGAUCAAGGAGAAACAUGGUCUGGAAUACAUCCGUCAGUUUCCCCACCUGAGGUGUAAAACCAACGCCUUCAGUUCCCUGCUGAGAAUACGCAGCGAAGCCACCGCUGCUAUACAGCAAUAUUUCAAGGAGAAGGGCUUUAUUCAGGUCCACACCCCAGUCCUCACCUCUAAUGACUGUGAAGGGGCAGGAGAGCUCUUCCAGGUUGAGCCUGCAGGUCAGGAGAAGAACCAGGAUGAGGAAGGGCACCAACACUUCUUCUCUGUCCCAGCGUACCUGACUGUCUCUGGGCAGCUGCAUCUGGAGGUCAUGGCUGGGGCGUUUCCUGGAGUGUACGCUUUUGGACCAACGUUCCGGGCAGAGAACUCUCAGAGCAGACGUCACCUGGCUGAAUUCUACAUGGUGGAGGCAGAGAUCUCCUUCACACAGUCACUCGAGGAUCUAAUGAAGGUGAUGGAAGACUUGUUCAGGUCUACAACAGAACAUCUCCUAUCUCAGUGUCCUGAAGAUGUGGCUUUAUAUCACAAACAUGUGUCACCUGGAUAUAGGGACUAUGUGGAUCUAAUGAUGAAGAAGAGGUUUAAUGUGAUAACCUACACAGAAGCCAUAAACAUCCUCAACAGCAGCUCCAAGAAAUUUGCUUUCAAAACAGAUUGGGGCUCUGACUUGCAGACAGAGCAUGAGAAGUACCUGGUGAAACAUUGUGGCGAUGUUCCUCUCUUCGUCACUGAUUAUCCCUAUGCCCUGAAGCCCUUCUACACACGAGACAACCAGGACCAGCCUCUACACACUGCAGCAGCAGUAGACCUAUUGGUCCCCGGAGUAGGAGAGAUGUGUGGAGGUUCUCUGAGAGAGGAGAGACUGGACCUACUGAAGUCACGUCUAGCACAGGCUGGUUUGGAUGAGACAUACGGAUGGUAUUUGGAUCUGAGGCGGUUUGGUUCUGUCCCUCACGGUGGGUUUGGUAUGGGCUUUGAGCGCUACCUGCAGUGUGUUUUGGGGGUCGACAACAUCAAAGACGUUAUUCCAUUCCCCAGAUACUCCCGCUCUUGCCUUCUGUAAACUAUACACUGAGUAUACCAAACAUUAAGAACACCUUACUAAUAUUGAGUUGCACGCCCCCCCGUUUGCCUUCAGAACAGCCUCAAUUCAUUGGGGCAUGGACUCUACAAGGUCUUUAAAGCGUUCCACAGAGAUGUUGGCCCAUGUUGACUCCAAUUCUUUGUACUGUUGUCUAGCUGGAUGUCCUUUGGGUGGUGGACCAUUCGGGUUACACACAGGAAACUGUUGAGUGUGUAAAACCCAGCAGCGUUGCAGUUCUUGACACAAACCGGUGCACCUGGCACCUACUACCAUACCCCCGUUUAAAGGCACUUAAAUAUAUCUUGUCUUGCCCAUUCAUCCUCUGAAUAGCACACAGACACAAUCCAUGUCUCAGUUGUCUCAAGGCAAAAAAAAUCCUUCUUUAACCCGACUCCUCCCCUUCAUCUACACUGAUUGGAGUGGAUUUAACAGGUGACAUCAAUAAGGGAUCAUAUCCUGGAUUCACCUGGUCUGUCUGUCAUGGAAAAAGCAGGUGUUCCUAAUGUUUUGACCACUCAAUGGAUGUGUCACUAUGGUCAGAUGAUUCUUUUUGUAAAGAUGUCACUGUUUUUUGAUUUAUAAAAUGUUAAAAUGAUCAAA
This is a messenger RNA of Oncorhynchus mykiss (rainbow trout), 2325 nucleotides long. It is a transcript of the gene nars2, whose product is annotated as asparaginyl-tRNA synthetase 2, mitochondrial. Lineage: Eukaryota; Metazoa; Chordata; Actinopteri; Salmoniformes; Salmonidae. The record is from RefSeq and is a predicted model, not a curated record. Gene Ontology annotation, molecular function: ATP binding; asparagine-tRNA ligase activity; nucleic acid binding. Gene Ontology annotation, biological process: asparaginyl-tRNA aminoacylation. Gene Ontology annotation, cellular component: mitochondrion.